AUGCUCAAAAAAAUGAGUAAAAUUUAUCAAAUUGAAUUUACACUAAAUGAAUUUGAAUUUUCACAAAGAUUUGAAGAUGUUGUCAAUCAAAAUUCAAUUCUCGACCUCCUGCAUAUAAUUAAUAUUCCAACAGCAUCUAAAGGCUAUCAGCUAAUCUCACAAAAUUGGUUCGACUCUAAAGUCUGCAGUCAUCAACAAUUAAUUGGAAUUAUUCUGAGAAUUAAUGGAGCUAUUGAUGAUCUUCCGGAAAACCUAGAUCUAGUUUCAAAAUCCUCAAUCCUGAUAGCGUUCCAGUCAACAAUUGGAGGACACGAGAGCAAAACUUAUUGGAAAACUGCUGGACGAGAUAAGUUUUACUCACUUUAUAUUGACGAUGACGACACGGAUGACGUCACUUCAUUUUGCCAUGCAUUUUUGAUAGAUGAAAUUAAAAAUGGAAGAACUGGUUCUCUUCCACAUUUUCAACAAAAAAGCAAGUUUCAUCUUCAAGAUAUUGGUGACAGUGAUAGGAGGAACCUACUUGUUCUAGCAACAUGCAAAAGACAGCAAAAUGUCGUCGAAAGGCUUCUUAAUCAUGAUUUUGUUGCUGAUGAUGCAAUCGAUAAGGCUUGGGAGUUAUUUAUUGAAAUUGUCAAUGACGAUGACCAGAAGCAGACAAUCAAUAACAUAAUUAUGAAGUUUCUGAGAUCAAACUCAAGAUAUCCAUUCGAUUUUGAGUACAAAAAAGCAUCAAAGGAAGUGAAAGAAUUCGUUGAUAAAUGCGAGAGCCUUCAUGAAGAUGUAGAUGAAGACGACUUUGAUGCUCUCAAGUUGAAGAUCGAUUCUUAUCCAAAUUUAAUUCAUUUUUACAGCCGUGACAGUGAAUCACUGCUAGCUUACUCCUUAAGAAUGAGAAAAUUCAAGAUCUUCGAUCUACUCGCCAAAGGAAUCACAAUUGGAACUCACGAAGAUCUUGAUGAAGUCUACGAGAAUAUGUACAUCCAGGAAUGUCGAAAGUUGCGAGAACAACACAAAAUAAAUGCAAAAGAAUUCCCAGAAACUCACAUUUUCAUCCUCAGAUCAAAGUCAAGGAUUGGCAACAACGACAAACUUAGUCACAAAAACUGGAAGUUUAUCGACGAAGCUUUCGAAGUGCUCAACAAAAAUGACUUUAUCAGAAAGAUCCUCAAAGUUGCUGCUGAAUUUAAGAAGCUUAAAAUUUAUUUCGACUUCAAGCACGACUCAACUUACUAUUUAGAUCCAGCAACAUCAAUCUACUCGAAAGGAAUCAUCUACGAAGGUGGAUCAAUCUUCAUUGGCGCCAAACAUUUGAUAGACGAUGAGAGGAAGUUCGCUGUGUUUGGUGUGCUGGCUCACGAGCUUUGUCAUCUUGCUGUUUUUAUGGCAUUCAUGAAUCGCAACUUUGAUCCAUUUCCAGUUGGUGAGAGUAUCAUUGGAACUAGAUUUAAGAAUCAAGUCAUGGUUCAAUGUAAGGAACGUGAGGAAGCUGAACGAAUUGUCGCGAAUGUGUUCAGUAGUUAUGCUGAGGAUGUUCAGGACUCUGAGAUGAUUGUGACUGUGCCACAAAUGUUGAUGCAUUAUGUCAAUGACAGUGCAAAAAUUGAGGAACUGGAAGGAACUUUUGAGGAGUUAUUUAAAUAUUGUCGAGAAGUUGUUGAUCCAGAACUAGACAAAGCACUGCCAGUGCUGAAACAACUUGGAGAUGAUGAAAAAGUGAUUAAAUUUGCAGAUCUUACAGAUCCAAUGAAGGCAAAGGUUCUGCAUUCAAAGUUGAUUUUUCAAGGAGCUUUAACAACCUUUAUUGAAUUAAUUGGAGAUGACGAGGAAGUGCUGAAGCUGCUUGAAUCUGAAGACAUUCGAGAUAUUUUGUUAAGAAAUGUGAGAUUAGAAUUUGGUGAAAUUUGUCAACUUAACCUUAAAUAUGGCUUGACUGAGAGAUUUUUUGUGGACCGCAAAAUCAGUUCCGAACUUAAAAAUUCAUUUUUUCCAGAAGAAUUUGAGAAAAAUAAGAAAACCAUUGAACAAGUUAGAGAAAAUAUGGAAAAAUCAAAAAUUUUCAUUCUUGCCGACCACGCUGGCACUGGAAAGACGACAAUUUUUAAAAAUUGUGCCUUAAAAUUGAAGCAAAGCCUUCCAAACUUUUGGAUUUCUUUCGUAAAUUUAAGAAAAUGUGCGAAAAUAUUCGAAAAAAUGUCAUCUGAUGAGCUGAAUAGUGACAAAGUCCUGCAGAUGCUGGUUAAAAUUGUCAAUCCAGACUCAAAAUUGGAACAGAAAAUCUUCACAAAGCUGUUUGCAGCUUCAAAAGUCGUGUUGCUUUUUGACGGCGUCGAUGAAAUUUGCCCAAAAUUUACAACAAUUUUGGCGAAAAUCUUCAAAAUUUUGAUGGAAAGUGACGUAAAAAAUGAGUUUUGGAUAUCCACAAGACCUCAUUAUGCUUCAAAAUUGGAGGCUUUCUUCCAAACUUCAUCAUUUACUUUCGCGCUAUGCACAGCAGAUGAAGAAGAGAAAAUAAUCAAGAAAAUAUUGACAGUCAAUAAAAUACCAGAAGACAAACUUUUGGAAUUCAGCAGAAAAGUCCAACUUUGCAUCCAGCACCGAUUGGAAUCAUAUCGCGAAACAAUGGACAAUCCAAUGAUGAUUCAGAUGAUCACGGAACUUUACAUCCUCGACGAAACUAUCGUUAGCCUUAAUUAUCAUUUUAAACUUUAUGAAUUGAUGAUUGAGAAGCAAAGGAAGGAACUUGGGGAAAAAAUUCCAAUUGAGGAUCAUGACAAGGACUCAAAGUUGACGGUUUGGGAUGUCCAUCGAAUAUUGGCACUAGAAUUAAUCAUUGGAGAUAAAUUUAAGCUUAAGAAUCUGUCAAUUAUUAGAAAGUGGAAAAAAGAGAAGAAAAAUUGGACAUCCGACAUGAUUCAAAGGUACGGCUUCGUAAUUGUGGACCUAAAAGAUGAGAAUUUGGAUACAUCGAUCGAUUUCAUGCACAGGACAUGGGCGGAGUUCUUUGUUGCUCAAUUUUUAAUGAAAUUCAUUUUUAGUGACGACGACGACAACUUUAGUGCUGAAGACAUUAAAAUUUUAGUGAAUAUUUUUGAUGCAGCCAUGAACGAAAGCAGUGCCUUAACAAAGGUUCAAGAGUUUAUUCACAGUUUUUUGAUAAAUGAAGCAAAAAGUCACAAAAUUAAUAAAAAAGUCAAAAAAGUGAUUCUCAAAAAAAUCUCAAAAUUACAAAAAGAUGCAGGAGAGGGAUUUAGAAGUUAUGCCUUAAUGGGAUGCAUUGAUGCUGAAAUUUUCCGUAAAUUCUGGAAAUUUGACCAAAAAAUCAAUUUACUUGAAGAACUUGUGAUUGAAAUUGAGGUAAACAUUCUUUACGACAUUUUAGACUCAAAUGAGCUGUCAAUGUAUCCAAAUUGGCUUGAAACAUUCAACAAGUCAGGCACAAAAUUAAUCACAGACGAGACAAUUGAAAAGCUUGAAGGCAUUGUUGAAAAUGAAUGGCAAUGGAAUGCUGAUAAAAAUUUAUUAAAAUUCUACGACUUUGUUGAUAAAAAUUUCAAUUUUGAGGUUAGAAAAAAAAUUUAUGUAAAUUUUAGACUUAAAUUGGGUCGCAAUAGCAAAAUUCAAAUUCAAAUAAUUUUAAAAUAUCAAAAUUGUCUUAAUGCUUUUGAAUUUAUGGACAUGUGCUUGAUCCAUUUGGAUUAUUAUUAUUUGACUUUUGAGGCACUGACUUUGAUUUAUGGAAUAAUUGAGAAAUUUUUUAAUUUUGAUCAUGAAUCUUUAAAUUGUUUUUUAUUUCAUUAUCCUCAUGCUGUAAUUACUGGCGUUCCAAACUUUACAGCACCCCCAAUUGAGUGGUCAUCGCCAAUUGUGCUAGCGUUUGAAUCAAAAAAUCCAAAAAUUCAUGCUUUUGUCAAAGAUUUCUUUAUGAAAUAUAAAAAGUCAGUGCUGGAACUCCAAAAUCUUAUUUUAAAUUCCAGUUUUAACAAUUUAGUGAAUCCAGUUAGUUCCUUAUUUUAUUCUGAUUAUAAACAAUUGUUUGAAGAUGUUUUUGGAGCAGAUAAGACAAAGCUAGCCGAAAAGAUUGAAAAUUAUGUAAAUAAUGAAGCCAAAGGAAGCUAUGUUAAGCGAAAUGAUCAACAUUUAAAGGAUUUUAUGCUGUUUAUUUUCUCAGAUGAUGAAAAAGCUGAUGAAAUGUUUAAAAAAAUAAAUUGGAUCAAUAAAAGUUAA
Chironomus riparius is the source of this 4224-nucleotide messenger RNA. The record is from the annotation of a GenBank genome assembly. NCBI's taxonomy places the organism in Eukaryota, Metazoa, Arthropoda, Insecta, Diptera, Chironomidae.